Molecule: messenger RNA, 216 nt
Organism: Ustilaginoidea virens
Lineage: Eukaryota; Fungi; Ascomycota; Sordariomycetes; Hypocreales; Clavicipitaceae
Exons: 2
Coding region: 1-216 (71 amino acids)
Source: RefSeq, a predicted model, not a curated record
AUGGUUGCGUCGGGAUGUAACUCGUCAGCUAACAUGCCCAGUGACCCUUCAAAGACCGUCCUGCCCUUGCUUCUGGUUUCUGUCGUUUUACAGGAGAAGACGGGCUUCAAGACUGUUCAUGUCGCCAUCGAUCAGCCAAUAGUCGAGAAACACCCAAACAUUGCAUUUUCGUUUCAGGGCAACGUCAGGGGACUGCGGAAGGAAACACGCAUGUAG